GCAUACUUCGCUUUAAUCUAGCAGAGAAUGAAGCAUUACCCUAACGAAUUCAUCAUUCCAGACAGACAAGGAGGGAGAGAGGGAGAGGGAGAGAGAGAGGGGCGCCUGGGGUUAAAUAUUUUUUGACAAUUUUGAUACUGCAAGUGUUUCACCGGCGUACCCGCUUUGAAUGAAUCCUCCAACUGUCUUUAGGAAGCGUGGAGUUGGACAAAAAGGAGGAAGAAGGGGUGUGUUAGAAUCACCGACAGCUUUUCAGGACUCCAGCGACGAGCAGCCAGCCAGCCAAUGUCUGGUGAACGUGCGCGCGCGUGUGUGCGUCCACUAGCAUGUGUGUGUGUCUGUGUGGUGUGGUGUAGACCAGCAGCCAACACACACUUAACAUUCGUUCGCAACAUGGCGUUGAAGCGCCGAGAGACACGACGGCUCUCCCCCGACUAAUGCAACCUUCUCGUUUGGGAAAUCAAAUGUGACUUUUUCACCAUAGAGACCUAAAACAUUCACGGAGACUCCUUUACGCACCGGCGGAGACAAUAGCGGAUUCCAACGUAUGCAUGUCGCUAUAACGGUAUAGCUGGUUGUAUAGACGAACGCUGCUACCCCACUGGUGGAAAUCAAAGGCUGUACAUGGCGGUGGAGAGUACAAUUUGGCUGUUCUGUCUUCUUUUGCUGGUUUGUGGUCCAUCCAAGCAAGAAACGCCUUUUUCAGUAGAGCUGAGCUGCGGUGCCGGACCCAGCCAUGUAGUGUUGGAGCCAGGUUCGCCCCUCCUGUUAGACUGCAACCUCGGGGCCAGCGACACACCCUUCAAUGUCACCUGGCUUCAGGAUGGCCAGCCUCUGCCUCUGGAGGGGGGUCACUCCCUGGAGUAUUUGGCAAACGGAUCCCUCCUCCUGCUGCCAGCUUCUGAGGAUGGCCAGCCCACCCGGAGCGUGGAGGGGAGCUACAGCUGUGUGAGCGCCAGUGCCCUCGGAGCCCUGACCAGCAGGACUAUAAAUGUUCUCCUAGCAGGUCUGUCUAACUUCCAUCAGGAGCCGUCACCACAAACAGUGCCUGCUGGGGGAGCUGCUCGCUUUGAGUGUCAGAUUGAAGGAGUACCUACGCCUGUUAUUACCUGGGAAAAAGACAAGGAGGCUAUCCCUGAGGACACAAGGUUAAUUUCCCUUCCUAACGGGGUGCUUCAGAUUCUGGAGGUGACCAAGGAGGAUGAGGGUGCCUACCGCUGUGUCGCGUCCAACUCUGCCAGGAAGGACAUCAGUCAUGAAGCCAGGCUCAGACUCACCACAGGCUCAUCCGAAGCCCUGAACAGAGUUACGAUUGUUGCACCACCUCAGAAUGCUACAGUCGUGCUCGGCCGCCCCGCUGUGAUGGAGUGCAUGGCACAAGGCCAGCCGAAGCCCAUGGUGUCUUGGAGCAGACAAGAUGGGAAGCCCAUUUCCACUGAUGUGGUUGUCCUUGCAACAAACCUGGUGAUUAGAGACACGAGGCGUCACCACGCUGGCGUUUAUGUCUGCCGGGCCAACAAGCCCAUGACCAGAGAGUUUGUCAUUGCUGCUGCUGAGCUCCAUGUGCCUGCUCCUCCAGUGAUUCUCCAGCCCCCAGAGACGGCGUCCCUCUCCAGGGGAAACACAGCCAGGUUUGUCUGCAACAGCUCUGGGGAGCCUCCUCCAGUUCUGCACUGGCUAAAGGAUGGCCGGCCUAUUAAGCCCUUCAGACGGGUGAAGAGCCAAAGCCCUGGAGUCCUGCUCAUAAACCAGCUGGCACUGGAGGAUGCUGGAUAUUACCAGUGCAUAGCAGACAAUGGGCUGGGUACGGCCUGUGCCACUGCCAAGCUCACAGUGAUUGUGAGGGAAGGUCUACCCAGCCCUCCUCAGCACCUGUCAGCCACACCCUUCUCCAGCACCACUGCCCUGCUCACCUGGGAGAAACCUGAGUACAACUCAGACCAAAUUAUUGGCUAUUCUGUGCACUGCCAACUUGCCACAGGUUCAGAUAAUGUGGAGUACCAGUUUGCGAUGAACAAUGACACCACAGAGUAUCAUGUCAAAGAGCUUCUCCCACAUACUGCCUACACAUUCUUUGUGGUGGCUUACUCUCCCAUGGGAGCCAGCCGCCCAUCCCUGCCUGUCACUGUGGAGAUGCUGGAGGACGUGCCAAGUGCACCUCCACAGCUGUCUAUAGCCAGCACCUCCCCCACAGACAUCAGACUCAUGUGGCACCCGUUGUCCCCACAGCACAGUCGAGGCGCUGUCACCCGUUACCACAUCGAGUACAGCACUCUGGAUAAGGCAGACACAGUGUUUUCAGUGGAAGUGGGGGGUAAUGAGACUCAGUUCACACUGAGAGAGUUGCGGCCAAACCAGGCCUACAGAGUGAGGAUCGCAGCUGGAACAGUUGUUGGCUUUGGAGAUCCCUCUGAGUGGGCUCAGCACCAAACAUUGGCCCACUACAACCACAGCAACCACAGCCUGGUGGUCUUUGCCCCCACCGAGCUGAAAGUCAGAGCCAGAGUGAACACACUGAACGUGACCUGGCAUCCUUCACCCAAUCACACGCUGGUCUCUGGGUACAAGCUGUCCUGUCGAGAGUUGGAGGCUGAAGAUUCAACCAAUGGAGAAAAGACAUCACAGACCCACACCAUCAGGCUCAGAAAAAAGGCCAAGUACCAUCUCCUCACCGGGCUGGUCCCUGACCGUCAGUACGAGGUGAAGGUGUGGGCAUUCAACAAGCAGAUAGAGGGAGCAGCUGCAGUGUGGAAGGGAAGGACAGAAAAAGCCCCUGGACCAUCAGCGCUGCCCAUGCGUCCCCCUCCACUGCCCCCAAGCAGCAUCAAAGCCAUGGCCAACAGCUCCACCUCCAUCUGGCUACGCUGGGAGAAGCCCCGCUUCAGCAACGUACGCAUCAUCAACUACACAGUGCGCUGCAGCCCAGCAGGGACCACCAACGCCUCCCUGGUCUCCUACCACACCAGCUCUGCUCAGGAGAUCCUGCUUGGGGCGUUGAAGCCCUUCACCCGCUAUGAGCUGGCAGUUCAGUCAAAUGGAAUGGAUGUGGUGGGACCCUUUAGCAGCACAGUGGAGGAGUCUACUCUGUCUGACCGGCCCUCAACACCUCCAGAGGAGCUGCAGCUGAGUGCUCUGGACUCCUCUUCUGUGCUGGUGAGCUGGCGCCCUCCACUGGAGCCAAAUGGUAUCAUCAUCAGCUAUAAAAUCCUGUACAGUGGUAACCUGAGCCAGCCAGAGCACAUGUGGGAAAACCUCUCUCAGGAUGGAACAAUGACCAGUGUAGAGGUCCCGGGUUUGUCCAGUGACACACGAUACUUUUUCAAGUUAGGGGCAUCUACUGAGUUGGGGCCAGGGCCUUAUUCACCCGUUAAGGAUGUUCUCAUCCCCCAUCAGCAAUAUGAGCUGGACAUCCAUGCAGUGACAGGCAUCAUAGUUGGUGUGUGUCUUGGAUUGAUAUGCAUUCUCCUCUGCAUGUGUUUCAGCUUUCGUAACAGCAAAUCUAGGGAGGUGUCUAGGGGUCUGGACUCCACAGCUGUGACCCCCCAGUACAGGAGAGGAGGCAGCCCCGCUCCCUCCAUCAUGCCGGAGUGCAGCGAUAGCCAUGAGCUGGAGACACUGAUGCCCCCGGGCAGCCAAGAGUCUGGUCAGCCGCUAGAGGAGGCCCCAGAGGAUCAGAGCCUGAUGGCUGCUUGGAAUGGCUCUGUAAGCCAUAACUGGGCCAACAGAAUCACAAGAUACAGAGAUACCAUAACAGAAGACUCUCCAACGCUCAUUAAUGGAGCCCUCAACAAGCUAAUUACAGAUCACAGCACGGACUGCGGAGAUCGUCUGUGUACAUCCCGGUGCAGUAACCAAGUGGAGGCAGAAGUCAUAGUCCACUCAGAGCUGUCAGACCCAGAGAGGGAGAAAGAGGAGGAGUGCAGUCAAAGGGAGAAUGACUCUGAUACAAGUGGGGGGAACUCAUUAUCAGAGGACAUGUAUUCCCCUUUGAGUCCACCGAGUCCGCCAGGAGAAGAGGACAUGGUAGAAAAAACAUCAAUGGCCCAAACCCCUUUGAGUCUUACCUCGAUAAAGUUAGUGUUGAAUCACAAUGGGGAGCUAGAAGGCACGGGAACCCAGGCAGACAGAGAGCCACGGCAGGACGCGGGGCUAACCAAUGGCUUCCACUCCCCAAAGACAGUGCGUUGUGUGCUGAGGUCAGAGCAUCUGGGGAAUGGGGACUCAAGACACUGCCCAUCAGCACCAGGGAAGGCCAUUUCGACCGGGCUGUCCCCUUCUCCCUUUGUCAGCUCCGGCCUUGUCCACUCUACCUCAGCAGCACACAGUUAUUUGUGCCCGUAGCCUCUGCAUGUAGGGCAUGGACCCUUACACACACAGACAUCCAACUUUUUUUUUUCCUUCGACAUACCCAGGAAGAAUCCCCUCAGAUUAUUUUUAUGCACCUCAUUAUUGGAUUCCUUUCUCUUACUUGCAAAGAUUUUACACAGGUACUUUGAAUCCAUUGUUUCAUAUGUGUGUAAAAACAGGAUAUACAGUAUAUUUUUAGAGGGAGAGUACUGUACAUGGGUAUGCAUUCUCUAGCAUUGCAACCACAUUUUCUUCUGGGUUACUUUCCUGUCUAUAGGGAAGUAAGGAAAGAUUUAACUAAACCAAGCAGAUGGAAGAGGAUUGAAGGAGGCUAUUCCCACUGUGUCGCACAUGGCUCUGUUCCACUCACGAAUGAGAGAAACUGGGAUGUUCUGCUAGUGAGUGAGACAGGCUGCCAUCUUGGUUGAGAAUAAUCCGAAAUACAGGCGUCUCCGUGGGCUUUGAUGUGUGGAUGCUACUUUACUGAGGUGCACUGUGGGAUAAGCCUUAAAGAGUACCUGCACACUUUGAGAGAGUGCAGCACACCUGUGUGUCUCUCCAGCCUCUUGCUUUCUCAGGGUCCAUACACACAAACACUGACAUACACAGAAAGCUAAUAUAAAGCUGACUUAAGGUAUCUCAUGGUCAUGCAUAAACACACAUUUACUCACAAACACACACAUUUCCUUACAAAAGUGUGGGCGUCUCAGGUGCCUGAUUAUUGUAGGUGCAUUGAUAACCUCUGUAUAUUUCUAUAGAUUUUAUUCAGUACAAACACAAAACACAUGUCAACAUAACAGAAAAAAAUACUCAACAUGUAGAAAAGAUUGAUACACUUUAAGUUCUCUUUCCAAAAUGCCAUGUAUUCAGGUGGUUUCAUUUUGAAAACCAAGGGGCAUGUUGUUCAAAAGUGGUUUUGCAGUAUUUCAGAUGGCGGUUAUCAUGUUUUGGAAUCAAAGUAUUUACAUGUUCAUGUCGGGAUCAGUUUAAUUAUGUUGGAGAACUAGAGAAGAUGUUACAGCAACCCAUCUGUAGACAGCUCCUCUGGUUCUGCUCAUACUUAGGGGUGCACCAAUGUGAUACUGUGCCAUUGAUUGACUUUCCUUAACUCAGUAGAAAUACUCAACAUGUACAUUACUUUGAUGGAAAUCCAGAUUUAUUUUCAAGCCUAUCUAGUUUAUGCUGUAUCAGAAAAUGUUCAUACUGCUCUUCUUUGCUUCAGUACAAGAUUUAAUUAUAAACUGACCUGAUUUAAUUUCACCAGACAGGAAAUGAGCUAGAUGGGAAAAUAAACACAUUUAUACCAAUUUCAUUUUCUACAUUCACCCAAAAUUGUUGAAGUAUUCCUAAAGUAAUUAAUCUGAUUUAUUUUCAUAACUGACCAAUAUAUGAAGCUGAAUGAGUUUUAGCAUUGUGAAAGGGAAAUGGUGCAUCCCUACUCCUUAUCAACAACACUACCUCAUUUCUUUUCAGGACUAUUUCCAGUGUGGUUUUAUUAGCUUCAAGUAACUAGCACCUUUUUAAAAUCUCUUUCUUAACUUUCUGGUUAACAGCCUUUGGUAUUUGCAGAAUUAAUCGUCCGACUCUGACUGUAAGUUCUUGUAUUAUGUCAAAGGAAUUUAUGUCGCUUUAGUAUCUCUCAACUUCCUAUUAGAUCUCUGAAAAAUGUGUAAUUCAGUGUUGUGUUUCCUUCAAAAGCUAAACCACAGUUGAGAUGAACACUCAGUUGCUGUUUUCGAAAUGGCCUGCUACAUACUACCUACUAAUGUAGUAGGCAGUAAGUACUGCCUACUACAUACUGCGUUUGAAUUUAGUAUGUAGUAUUACUGUUCUGUUUGAUCUGUGUUGCAGUAUGCUGAGCCAGACAUCACUGAAUUUCCGGUUUCGGAAUGCGAAAGUAAACAACGGCCAAGCUGAUAGAGAAACUGCUUCUUUAGCAUCACUAAUGAUUUAAAAAGUUAGGAAGUGGUUUAUAUGGAAUUUAAUAAUUUUCACAGCACCCGUC
This is a messenger RNA of Notolabrus celidotus (New Zealand spotty), 6352 nucleotides long. It is a transcript of the gene igdcc4, whose product is annotated as immunoglobulin superfamily, DCC subclass, member 4. The transcript has 20 exons. Gene Ontology annotation, biological process: axon guidance; cell-cell adhesion. Gene Ontology annotation, cellular component: plasma membrane; axon. The record is from RefSeq and is a predicted model, not a curated record. The coding region runs from base 625 to 4341 and encodes 1238 amino acids. Lineage: Eukaryota; Metazoa; Chordata; Actinopteri; Labriformes; Labridae. Gene Ontology annotation, molecular function: protein binding.